Messenger RNA from Microsporum canis CBS 113480, 1452 nucleotides. Its product is annotated as cytochrome P450. Gene Ontology annotation, molecular function: iron ion binding; oxidoreductase activity, acting on paired donors, with incorporation or reduction of molecular oxygen; heme binding. The coding region runs from base 1 to 1452 and encodes 483 amino acids. The record is from RefSeq and is a predicted model, not a curated record. NCBI's taxonomy places the organism in Eukaryota, Fungi, Ascomycota, Eurotiomycetes, Onygenales, Arthrodermataceae. The transcript is spliced from 6 exons.
AUGGAGCUUAACAUUAGUUGGCCUAUGCUAGUUGGAGUGGCGUUUGCCUACUACGGAACCCUUAUUUUCUAUCGGCUGUUCUUUCACCCUCUGGCCUGUUUUCCCGGCCCCAAAUUAGCAGCUAUCUCUCGCUGGUAUGAAGCAUACUACGAUGUUAUUCUUGGUGGCCAGUAUACUAUGAAGAUUGCUGAAUUACACAAAAUAUAUGGCCCCAUCAUUCGCAUUAGUCCGUAUGAGUUACAUGUCAUUGACCCAGCAUUUUUCGAGACGCUCUAUCGCUUGGAUGGCCGCUGGGAUAAGUAUGCCUGGGCAUAUGACGCCUUUGGAGCCAAAACCUCCACUAUAUUUGGCUCAGACCACUAUGCCCAUAAAUCUCGUCGCCGUGCUAUUGCCCCAUUUUUUUCGAAACUAAACAUUGUUGCCAGGCAAAAUCUGCUACACCGAAAUAUUGAGAAGCUCUGUCAGCGCAUUUCCACUUUCAAAGGAACCACUGUUAACUUAGGCGCGGCUAUUAGUGCGUUUUCUCGAGAUAAUGCCAAUGAGUUCAUUGUUGGCAAAGAGUAUAAUGAACUUGAUUUAGAAGACUUUGGUAUUGGAUUAUCACUGGCGUCUCAGGGCGCGGGGGUAUUCUGGCGUACGACUAAGCAUAUACGCUGGUUUGGACCCUUAAUGAGAGCGAUACCCAUUAACUGGGCCAAGAAGAUGGCAGAUGAAAAUACUCAGGCUUUCCUCCGUUAUCUUCAGCAAUCAGAACAAGAUACACGAGAUACAUUGGCGGCUUCAGUAUCCCCUUCUCCUAAUAUUAAGGUUAAGGAUACUAUAGUUUACGCAAUUACUCAUUCUGACCUUCCUCCAGCCGAUAAAACUUUUGAUCGCAUUUUUGAAGAACUAGCUACUAUUACUGGUGCAGGAUUUGAAACGAUAUCUAAUACCCUAAGAGAAGAAAUUAACAAAGCAUCUACUACAUCUUCUAAGCCAGUCGCAUUAAAGCAGCUAGAGAAGCUACCCUAUCUCACGGCCGUCUUAACGGAAGGUUUACGCCUUAGUCCUGGAGUAGCCACACGAGCAGCACGCAUUACAGAUAAGGAUCUCUUCUAUGAAAACUGGCGUAUUCCCGCCGGAACUCCGAUUGGUAUGACUACUAUAUUGAUACAUACCAAUGAAAAGUUAUAUCCCGAUCCAAUGCGUUUUAACCCAGAGAGAUGGAUGGAACCGACCUAUAUGAAAACAACCUCGACAUUUGCACCGUUCUCACGAGGAACUAGAACAUGUCUCGGCAUGCACCUUGCCUGGGCUGAGAUGUACUUACUUCUCGCUGCCCUAGUUCAGGAGUUCAACUUCACAAUCAAAGAUGCCACAGCCUGCGACUUUGAGUUAGACAAGGAUAAUUUUGGCAUUGGUGUCAGGGUAACAUGUAAUCUAAUGGCACAUGUUACGCUGCAUGAAGGCUGA